UGACUCCUUCUGUAAUGAUCAGCUACUCUGGUCUAGGGGCGAGGAGAAAAGUCAGUCGCUAGCCUUGUGUAGGGUGUGUGAGGGACAUGAAAAAUGCCUUUCUCCCGUCGGAGACAACAGCCCCGUGAUCUCAUGAAUAUAUUCUAGCUGGCGGGCCAUUGUGCAAUAGUCAGGGAGGUAUGCAAUCCAGUUUCAUAGGCAAAAACGGCUGCUCGGAGCAAGGACCAACUACUACACAGCGAUUCUUCUCACUUUUGUGCAUGCUUACAUUCCGAGUAGUGACGACGCCGGACAAGCAGUGAUACGGAUCUUUUGAGGGACAUUCGACGAGGCUGCCAGCUACAGUUUUAAAGGGGAAACGAUUCGCCACAUCCAGACAUGGGAGCGAACGUUACAACUUGAAGACAGACAAGAGACACUGUUGCGGAUAUAAGGAAAAAUAGCGAACAUAGCCUACUUUUAUUGUCACCGACCAAUACUUCUUGGAACUAUCUACCAGCUGAAUAAUACAGAAUCAAAUAAAUAAUUCCAACCACGGGUAGUUGGAGUCAAAGGCUGCCUGUCAGGGUCUUGUUGACCCCCCCGUUCCUCCGAUGAACCCCCUCAACUCCAUGAAACCCGGUCUGCCUCCCACUCCGCACAGUGACGGUAACUUCCUGUAUGACUCUGCCUCCUGGCAACAAGGCACCAAUCAGCAGCCAGGCGCCCUCUCUGUGGUAACCACUGUCUGGGGCGUGACCAAUCCCUCGCACAGCCAGGUGUUUGGCGCGCCCAUGGGUCCGGGCGGGAACUCUGGAGGUCACAUGAUGCAGGGCAGCGGUGGCGGUGGGGGGAUGAGUCCCGGUGUGAACCACCAGUACCAGAGCUAUGGUGAUAAGGGCUACGGACAACCAGGUCUCUACGGACGCCCCAACACCGCCUAUAACCAAGCACCACCAUAUGGACAGAGUUACUCUAAUAAUGGUGGUGGUGGAGGGGGAAUGGGCCAACGCCCCCCCUCUGACUUCACCCAGGCUGCUGCCGCUGCUGUUGCCGCCGCUGCUGCCACGGCAACCGCCACUGCCACGGCAACAGUUGCCGCCAUCCAGGAGAAGCAGAACCAGGAAAUGAACUACGGCCAGAUGGGUGGAGGACCCUCCUCCUACAGUACCCAGUUCCUGUCCCACCCGGGCCCCCAGCAGGGUGGGCCCCGUGGCCCCCCGGGGAUGAGCCCCAGUGGGAUGGUCCAGUCCCGGCCUGGACAGCACCCCUCAAUGGGGGGCAUGGGGUACCCCUCGCACCCCUCCCAGGGUCAGGGCCAGAGGAUGUCCCAGCAGCACCCAGGCUACCCAGCAGGUCAACAACAGGGGCUCAAACGCCCCUACCAAUCUGAGGGUUUCCCAGGGCAGCAACAGUAUGGUUCAGGGGGCAUGUCUCCGUACCAUGGUGGCCAGCCGCUCCAGUACCCCCCCGGACCCCAGCAGCGCCCGCCCCAGUCCCCAUCAUACCACCCCAACCAGCGCAUGCCCCCCAUGGCACAGUACCAGCAAGGACCACCCAACCCGGCACAGUACUACAAGGAGCAGCAGUACAAUGGGCAGCAGGGUAACAUGCCACCAGGAGGCUACAACGCCUUCACACAGGCUGCUGUCAAUGCGCAGGGUGGCCGAGUGAUGCCGGGGUACCCCAGUUCUCCUUUGGGGGGUAACCCAACCCCUCCCAUGACUCCAGGCAGCAUGCCCCCCUACCUGUCACCCGGUGGGCCUGGACCGGACACCAAGCCCCCCUACCUCCCCCAAGGCCCUGACAUCAAGCCCCCCUACCUCCCCCAAGGCCCUGACAUCAAGCCCAACAUCAACUCCCUACAGCCCCCCACUGGUAACCCUAGCGACGACCUGCGGCUGACCUUCCCGGUGCGCGACGGCGUGGUGCUGGAGCCGUUCCGAUUGGAGCACAACCUGGCAGUCAGCAACCAUGCCUUCCAGCUGCGAGACUCUGUCUACAAAACCCUCAUGAUGAGGCCUGACCUGGAGCUGCAGUUUAAGUGUUAUCACCAUGAGGACCGGCAGAUGAACACUAACUGGCCCGCUUCCGUACAGGUACAAUCACACUUACAGGUUUCUGGUCCUUGCUUACAGGUGAGUGUGAACGCCACACCGCUCACCAUCGAGAGGGGCGACAACAAGACGUCCCACAAGCCCCUCUACCUCAAGCAGGUGUGUCAGCCGGGACGCAACACCAUCCAGAUCACCGUCACCGCCUGCUGCUGCUCCCACCUGUUUGUGUUGCAGCUGGUCCACAGGCCAUCAGUACGCUCAGUUCUGCAAGGUUUAAUGAAGAAGAGAUUACUGCCCGCAGAGCACUGUGUGUCUAAGAUUAAGAGGAACUUCAAUAGUGGGACCAUCCCUGGAACCACAGGGCUGAACGGAGAGGAUGGUGUGGAGCAGACAGCCAUCAAAGUCUCUCUGAAAUGUCCCAUCACCUUCAGACGCAUCCAGCUGCCCGCACGGGGACAUGACUGUAGACAUAUCCAGUGUUUUGACCUGGAGUCGUACCUGCAGUUGAACUGUGAGAGAGGGACCUGGAGAUGCCCUGUGUGCAAUAAGAGCGCUCUACUGGAGGGACUAGAAGUGGACCAGUACAUGCUGGGGAUUCUAAUUUACAUACAGAACUCGGACUAUGAGGAGAUCACCAUUGAUCCAGUGUGUGGCUGGAGGCCGGUGCCCAUUAAACCAGACAUCCACAUAAAGGAGGAAGCAGACGGGCCUGUGUUGAAGCGCUGCCGGACGGUCAGCCCCAGUCACAUGAUGAUGCCCAAUGUCAUGGAGAUGAUAGCUGCCCUGGGACCGGCCUCCUCGCCCUACCAGGGUCUACCACCUGGGGGCAGGAACACACCUGACUACAACAGCCAAGCAGGUCAAGGAUACUCCAGCCAGUCAGGCUUCUCUGAGUUCCCCAACACCCCUGGAACUCCAACCCUGAGAGACUUCACCUCCCCUGGACCACCUAACAUCUACCAGCAGGACCAGAUGUCCCACUCUGGCCGUAUGGACCCUUCCCAUAAUGCCCUGCAGCAACAACAGCAGCAGCACCAGCAGGGUGUCCACGGUAACCAGAGUAUCGGAGGCGGCGUUGGCGGACAGAUGCAGCAGCGGAACUCCAAUACCCAGAAUGCCCGGCUGCAGACGGAGGGUUCGUUCGGCCUGGGUGGAGCGGGAGGAGGAGAGGGAGCGGAUCACACCCUGGACGGGAGGAACUUCCACAGAUCAUUCUACUUCGACAACCGUAAGACAACCAUAAGACAACCGUUAGACAACCCUUCUCCCUGAGCUGACCAAUCCAGAUGAGCUGUUGUCCUACCUAGGUCCUCCAGAUCUACCUAGCAACAGCAACGAUGACCUGCUCUCUCUGUUCGAGAACAACUGAAGACUCACUUUCUUCCUCGUUUAGGGACAGCUUCAUCCUAUUGAGAGGGGGGAGGGGACGGGACAGAGAGGGAUUCAUGUUUUUAUACCCCAUGCCUGCCCAUCCCUACCCUCUGUGGACCAGACCAACAGGAAGGUGCAGAGGGUAGUGAGAGACAGACAUGACUUUCUCUGUCUGGAAACUCUGUCAAGACUCUAGUGUUUUUAGACUCAUUAUAAAGCAUCCCUUUGCACUCUGGAUCCAUCAAAUAAAUGAAAAAAGAAUAAUCCAGUGAAAAAUGGGACUGCCUGCACUGGCCAGCCACUAUAACUGUAAUGUUCUUAAAAAAUCACAAGCCGAAGGAUUUUCAACUUUUUAAAGGACCUUUUUAGAAACCAGAAAAAUUAAGUGUUAUGUUGACUUUCCAUUGUGUAUUUAUGAUUGUGGAACUUGUCAAUAAACGAGAAACAGACAGUGGAUCUCUGACAUGACAUUACAUUACUUAGUGUCAUAAAUAAAACUAAGAGUUGUUGUUGUUCAUUCUAAAUGGGAGUUAUGAAUGCUGAAAUGAAGAUAUGUAGUGUUUACACCAGGGCCCGGUUUCCCAAAAGCAUCGAAGGCUAAAUUAAUCGUUAGAACCUUAAUAGGAGGAUGGUUAAAUUUAUUGAGCUUUUUCCCAAAACCAUCGUUAUUAACAUUGCACGUAAACGCUCAUAGGCCUGAUUUAUCGCCUGCCUCCGACCGCUAGUAGAACAGCUAAGUGCUUAGAAUCUUUUUUUUUUUCCCGCGUCACUUCAUUACACCGAUCUCGCUAAUCAUAGAAUCACAUGGUUUAUCCAUCUCUAUGACCGCCGAAAACUUAAGUACAAAGUUGAAUACAAAUACUAAGUUGCCAAUGUCUUUGCAUUUGAUACAAACAAGCAACGUAUGAAAAUGUUUCAAAUAAAAAGUAGGCUACAGACCUAUUAUAGUCAUAUUGAAAUAUAUUUAAUGUUCAAUCGAGUUCUAUUGUGCUACUUUUAGGCUAGGCUACUGUCUGUAUUUAGUCAAUAUAGUUCAUGUGUAGCCUAACGUGCUUAAUGAUGUGCCAAAUAGAAUAAGCUGCGUCAAUAUUUGCAGCAGUAGGCGGUAAUAUUUCUCUAGGAGCUUAUCCGUCAGUAUUGUGAAAUAAUUCUAAUGUUAAGGUAAGAUUUGGAUGGAGAAAGCUGAUCUGAGAGCAGCGCUCCCGUUCUUUCGAUCCUAUCGGUAUCGACAAGUGCUCCAAUUAUUCAUUUAGCGACCGUUCACUCUACGUUGUGUUUCGGGAAACGGGUACCUACUCGAUGUUGUAGGAAAUGUGCAUCAUUUAACGCCUGGAACAGACCAACAUUGCCGUUGCAUCAACGCUGCAUAAUACUUUCUGCAGUCCAACUUUUUCAUUAUGUAAUCCAAAGUUGUUACUUGGUAUAUGAGCAACAAAAGUUCAACAUUCAUCUUUUGCUACUGUUUGUUAAGUCUACGCAUACAAUUUGAUGCCCAUGUUGGAUAAAUCCAAUGUAUGCACAACACAGAACAAACGCGAUGCAGCAUUCCAUUUUAAAUGAAGGUACUUCUGGUGUACCAAAAUGCAAUUAAGCAGUUGGUCUGCUCCAGGCAUAAAACCAUUAAGCCAAGUUCCAUCAGGAAACUGGUCCCUGGGUAAUGCCAACAGUACACACCUUAAUGUCUCUAUACAGAUGAGGUCAUACAAAGCCAGCACACAAAAGGAGAUUGGAGGGAUUUUUGAGACAGAGAGGUGUCUCAUAUCAGGCCAGUUGGUAAAUAAGGAAACUACUAGAUGUUUGAAUUGUUUGUUUUUCCCUGAGAGGGGGUCAGAAGCCAGACAUGGGGAACUCACCUUCACUUGCACCCUAUCUGUCUCUGGCACUUCUCCCUUCUCACUCUCUGUCUCUCUUUUAUAACUAUACUGCAGAGACAUUUAAACAUGCACAAAUAUACACACACUUUCAAGACCAUGGGAAUGGAUCGAAGCAUCCCCAGUGAACUCCUGUGAAUUGAUGGAGAGAGGACAGGUGGGCAAAUUAUGCUCACCAUGUGUUUCCCAUAUGUCAAGGAGUGAAUGUGUAUUCUCCCUCCAUUCCUUCCUCCCUCCAUUCCUUCCUCCCUCUCUCUUCCUUUCCAGUAACACAUUUAAAACCGCCUAUUUCCAAGGUUUAAACAGCCUUUAUGCUUCCUCUCUCUGGGUCCUUAGCCUGAGGGGACUAUCUGUCUGUUCCCACCCCUCUGAGGUUGUCAUUGGUUUGUAGGCCUAACUGUUUAGAGCACCAGAUGUUGGAUGUGCAAUGUUUAGUUUAAGAACAUCUGUAUCCAAUUCAUUUUUUUAAUAAUCAUGAUAAUAUUGUUGUUAUUAGAGUAAUUAAAGUGUUGGUGAAGCUGUGCACAUCUGUCCUAUAUGUGUUUAAACUAACAGAGGCUAUGAGUUAGGAAAUGUGUCAUUCAUAAUGUCAGAAGAAAUAUGGGGGCCUGUAUUCACACAUUCUCCGAUCAUAAUGAGUAAAUUAAUAUGGAUUAUAUGGACCAGAUCCUAGAUAAGCAUUCCUACCCUGAGAUGCUUUGUGAAUAUGGGCCAUGGUUACUAUAUGAGACAUGAACAGCACAUGCUAUGUAAGAAUUUUUAAUGGUUUAUUAUUCUCUAGAUGAUGAUGCUUAGAGGCUAAUGUCAGUUAAUAAUAAUUAAUGAAAUGUUGAAUUGUCCUAUUUAACUGCACACCAGUUUUUCUAAAGAUGAUUUCCAUAUUUUCCAUCCGUUUUCUAAGUAAAAAAUGUCACUUCUGAA
Molecule: messenger RNA, 6199 nt
Organism: Oncorhynchus kisutch (coho salmon)
Lineage: Eukaryota; Metazoa; Chordata; Actinopteri; Salmoniformes; Salmonidae
Product: zinc finger MIZ domain-containing protein 2
Exons: 21
Coding region: 594-3308 (904 amino acids)
Biological process (GO): regulation of transcription by RNA polymerase II; protein sumoylation
Cellular component (GO): chromatin
Molecular function (GO): zinc ion binding; SUMO ligase activity
Source: RefSeq, a predicted model, not a curated record